Molecule: messenger RNA, 3213 nt
Organism: Culicoides brevitarsis
Lineage: Eukaryota; Metazoa; Arthropoda; Insecta; Diptera; Ceratopogonidae
Product: octopamine receptor beta-3R-like
Exons: 13
Coding region: 247-2742 (831 amino acids)
Biological process (GO): adenylate cyclase-activating adrenergic receptor signaling pathway
Cellular component (GO): plasma membrane
Molecular function (GO): octopamine receptor activity
Source: RefSeq, a predicted model, not a curated record
AAAAAAACUUGUUUUUAGUAUUAUGACUUUCAAUAAUAUAUCAAUAAGCAAAUUUAUAGAUUUAAAAGUAAAUAAAAGCCACACUAAGGCGAACAAAAAGAAAUUAUAUUCUAAGAGUUAGCCAACAUUAAAAAUGGCUCGGUAACAAUCAAUUGCUGAUUUGAUUCAAAUAUAUGUAAAACUUAUUUUGUGCAGCAAAAGAAGAUUAACAAUUGGGGUCCGCACAAUUUUUAUACCACUAUUUAGAUGAUUAAAGAGAUGUCUUUGUUAAAAGUGGCUUUAAGUACGGAACUAAGCAUAAUUGAUAUUACAUCAAUAUCAAAUCAAGUGAAUAAUUAUGUAUACAAUAGUACUAUUUCUAAUAUAACAAAAUCUCCAGAAACUGAAAUGGUGAUUGAAAAUGACCAAACAGAAAGAAGCGCUUUUGAUCUCACAAUUUUAUGUUUGAAAAGCUUAAUAUUUGGCUCAAUCAUAUUAGGCGCAAUUUUAGGAAAUUCGUUGGUUAUCAUUUCUGUUCAUAAAAACAGAAAACUUAGAAUUUUAACUAACUACUUUGUUUGUAGUCUUGCUGGAGCUGAUUGUCUAGUAGCAAUUUUCGCAAUGUCAUUCAACUCAUCAGUGGAGCUUUCAGGAAGAUGGUUAUUUGGAAGGUUUAUGUGUGACAUGUGGAACAGCUUGGAUGUUUAUUUUAGUACUGCAUCCAUUCUACAUUUAUGUGCAAUAAGUGUUGAUCGAUAUUUCGCAAUUGUAAGACCUCUAGAGUACCCAUUGUAUAUGACAAAACGAACUGUAUUUUUUAUGUUGGCAAUGAUAUGGCUAUUACCUGCACUUAUAUCAUUUGCCCCUAUUUUUCUUGGAUGGUACACUACAUCGGAUCAUCUUGUGUGGCUUGAGGAGCAUCCGAAUGAAUGCAUUUUUCAAGUUAACAAACUAUACGCCAUCAUUUCUUCAUCAGUAUCAUUUUGGAUACCAGGAAUUGUCAUGAUAACUAUGUACUAUAGAAUUUACAAAACUGCGGUAGCUCAGAGAAAAAUGGUUAGUCGAACCAGCUCUAACAUACUUUUAAACAGUGUCCAUAUACAAAACAUGAAUCACUUAUCAAAUUUACAAAAUAAUAAUUUACAAUCUAGUAACUGUGAUCUCGGUGGAAUAAUUAUAAAGGAAACACAGUAUCAAGAUACACAUAGUGAGCUAAGUGACCUUGAGAUUCCACCUCAAAUAGGUGAAGAUGAUGUACGGUUGGAUGUUUUAUCACCUCCUCCAAGACGUUUAUCUAGAUCUAGUAUUGACUUACGCGACUUGGAAAAAGAUCAUGAAAAACUAUCACAGGCGGAUAGUACCACAUCUAUUUAUCCACUAGAAAAGUUCUUACGUUAUUCCGGUAGUGAGCCGUUACAUAAUAAAAAUCAACCAAAAACAGAAGUGACUCGCGAAUUAAAUAUUAAAUCCAGUAGACAAAAGUUGUUUUUUCAACCAAUAUUAGCAAAAGCUAGUUUAAUACCAAUAAGCAACAAAGGUGAUAUUUUAAAGAUUUUUGUGAGAAAAAGUGCUUCGUCACUAAGUACGAUCACUGGUGAUCAAUCGGAAAAAUUUAAGGUUGAAAAGCCAGAUCUUCUGUUUGGCAUAAUUGAUUUGACUGAAGAUAAAAAGUACUCUUACAUUGAUGACGAACAUGUUUUUGACGAAGACAUUAAAGUUGAAAAUAUAGUCUGUAAAAAUAUAUCUAACAUAGACUCUAUUAUUGAUGCAGCCCUAAAUACUAAUGAAUUAUCAGAAAUGAUGUCUCCUCAACAUAGCAAUGAACAAAAGAAAUUGUUGAAUUCUUCGAAAAGCAGUGAUGCUGUCUUACUUAAAGGUUUCUGUGAAGAAAACAAUGAAAUUUUUUUAUUUUCACCACCAUCAACUCCUUGCACACCAAAAAUUCAGAACCAAGACCAAAAUAUACCUACAACAAGAAUCAGCAAUCUAGAAGCAGUUGAUUUGUACACUUUAAAUCCUUUGACACAAAUGAAUGUCCUGAGCGAUACUUCAACAAUUUCAUUAGAUUUAGUCAAUAGCGCAUCACCUGGAAACUUACUGCAUCCGAAAUCAAAUUUGAAGCUACCUUUGAUGUCCCAAUCAAACGAAUCUACAACUUCCAAAGAAAAAUACAGCCAAGAUUUUGAUUGUACAAGUAAAAGGAAAAACAAUCCGGACAUUAUUGAGGCAAUUCAGUUUAAAAAUAGUAUUGAUGCUUCUCUUGCUAAUAACGAAAAUUCAAUAAACUUGACAAGCAAUAUAACAUCUCGAAAACGACAAUCAUCUUCUGUUACUUAUAAUGUAAAUGUUAUUAAUUUUGGAGAAGAAGAUGGUAAUGAUGGCAGUUCUGUUCCAUUGAGAGGAAGUGGUGCAAGGUCUAAUAGUUCCACAAGCGGAUGUUCAACGAGACAGACAAAAGGUUGGAAAGCUGAACAUAAGGCAGCGAGAACAUUGGGAAUAAUAAUGGGUGUUUUCCUAUUGUGCUGGUUACCAUUCUUUUUAUGGUAUGUCAUUACAUCAUUGUGUGGAGAUGCAUGUCCUUGUCCUGAUAUAGUAGUUGCGGUACUUUUUUGGAUUGGCUACUUUAAUUCUACUCUCAAUCCACUUAUAUACGCAUACUUUAACAGGGAUUUCCGGGAAGCAUUUAAAAAUACAUUGCAAUCUUUGUUACCGUGUGCAAAUAAGAAAAAUCCGUAUGGUAGUCAUAGCGUGUAUUAUGUAUAGCCUAAAUAGAAAAACUAACGAUUCACUUUUUAUAAACUAGUUGUAAGUUGUGACGAGUUUUUUGACUUGUUUUAUAACAGUAAAAUCAAAUGAACGUUUUCCCUAUUCCAUACUAAAAAAUAUCAAAACAGGCAUUCCAGCGUUUGAAACCCACGAAAAAAGCGUUUGAAAUAAUUUCAAAGUCAUUUUUCUCGAAUUUUUAUAAAUUAAAUUGAAAUUUCUAAUGGAAUAUUUUAAAUAUCAGAGCGUUUAUUUUCAUAAUAUUUUGAGAAAUUUUAACAUUUAAGCAUUUUCGAAGAAUUAUUUAACUUUAAACAGUGAUGUUUGAAACCCACGCGGCAUUUUCGAUUUUUUUUUCAAACAAAUUUUUAUUUUCAAUUUCUCCUCAAUUGAACAUAAUAAAACAAAAACAAUGAUUGCAAGUGUCUUCAAACAUAACAAAUUAGAGUACCACAUAUGUAGACCCCGAUA